AUGGACAUGAUGGAUCAAAAGGUUUUGCAGCUGGAGCAAGCAGAGAAAGGCACUGAAUUAGAAGAGAAGUUGCCACCUGUGCUUCAUUCAGAGAAGGAGUUCCACGACGCAGCAAAGCGGAAUGACACGGCCAGGAUGGAGGAGCUCAUCAGGAGAGGGGUCGACAUCAAAGCCAAAACCAAUACAGGCCGGACUGCCCUGCACUGGGCUGCAGGAGCCGGGAACGUGGAUGCUGUGCGGCUGCUCCUGGAUCAUGAUGUCCCGGUGGAUGACAAAGACAGUUUUGGAAUGAACGCGCUUCUCCUGUCUGCCUGGUUUGGCCACCUCCAUGUCCUGCAGAUCCUCGUCAAUGCUGGGGCCAAGAUUAACUGUGUCAAUAGGAACGGCAGGAACCUGCUCCACUGUGCGGCUCAGAGGGGACAUGUCCGGGUGGUGGAGUUCAUCGUGGAGGACCUGGAAGACAUGUGUGUAGAUAAGACAGACAAGAUGGACAGGACAGCAUUUCACCUGGCUGCAGAGUAUGGGUGGCUGGAGGUGGUGGAGUUCCUAAUUCGACUGGGUUGUAGUCACGGUGCCAAAGACAAGGAAGAAAAUACAGCAUUGCAUUUAGCUGCUAAAAAUGGACACCUCUCUGUGCUACAGAAGAUUAUAGAUGUUGGAGUGGACCUCGGUGUAAAGAAUUUAGAAGGACUCACAGCUCUGCACUUGGCUGCUGAGGGGGGUCACAGCAACUCUGUGAAGCUGCUCUUGGAAGCUGGUGCUGAUGUCAAUGCCCAAACCCAGAAGAAGAUGAACUGCCUUCAUUACGCAGCACAGCAUGGCUAUGAGGAGAUAGCCCGGAUCCUCGUGGAUGCAGGAAUCCACACAGACGCUGUUAAUCAUCAAAAUGCAUCAGCAACACACAUUGCGGUACUGCAGAACUUCCCAGCUAUGGUGAAGCUCUUCAUUGACAUGGAGUGUGACCUUGACAUUCCAGAUAAUAGGCAGCAGACCUCGCUCCACAUCGCUGCAGAGCAUGGCAGGCAGGACAUCGCUGAGAUGAUUCUCAUUGCAGGAGUUAAUCUGAAGCUAACAGACAAGCAAGGGAAAACAUCUCUGGAUGUUGCUGCCCGAAGCAAUCACAUCAACUUGGUGGACAUGAUUAUCAAAGCUGAUCGGUUUUACAAAUGGGAAAAGGACAAUCUGAACAGCGACUCCGACUCCUGGGUGGCAAAGCACUUGACCUUUAAGCAAGAUCACAGGCUGGAAACGCAGCACAUUCGCUCAGUGAUGUGGAGAUUGGCUACAAAGUACCUCAAACCUGGUGAAUGGAAGAAGCUGGCACAUUACUGGAAAUUCACUGCUGCCCACAUUAGGGCUAUUGAGCAACAAUGGACAGGCACUAAAAGCUACAGGGAGCAUGGCCACAGAAUGUUGCUUAUCUGGCUCCAUGGCGUGAUCACAGCAGGAGAAAAUCCAAUCAAGGGAUUGUAUGAAGGCCUUGUGGGAAUCGGAAGAAGAGAUUUAGCAGAAAGCAUUCGGAAAAAAGCAAAUGCAGACUCAGCCUCUCCACGGAAGUGUGUAGCAAUGUAACCCAGGAGGGCACUGGUGACUCCUCCAACUCAGUGCCACAGGAGAAACACCUGCCCAGAAAAGCUUGUCAGAAGGCAGCUGCAAGUACAGGGCUUCUUGUCCUCAAGGGUUGGUAUCGCUGCUGCUUCCUUCCUGGCCUAAAACAAGGUAUCAGCUAAUGGUCUAAAAUGUGUCUUUACACAGAGAAGGAAGAUUUUUAUCAGUUAUUUCAUAUGGUCUGGGUACUGCAGGAAGAGUUCAGUGAGCAAACCUCACUUCAGGAAAUCCUACACUAUUUUACUGUAACUUGUUUACAUCACAUUUUUGUAUAUAAAUUUUAAAUUCUUAAUAUUUUAAGUUAUCGAGGGGAAAGCCUUUGUUUCCCAGAGUGUUCUUUACUUACUUUGUUUGGAAGUGUGUGUGUGUGUCUAUCCCAUGUGUCUUAGCUGUGUUUGUAACUUCCCUCUUAGGGUGGGAAUUCAAGAAAGUCAGGGCUACUACUUGGUCCUUUUGGAACAUUAAGGGUCAUGAUCUUUCAUGUUUCAACUAUUCACAAGAAGUUGUAGAGAAGAAUGUUAACAUGCACUGUUUACAAAUGUACAUUAACAUACAUGUACUGUUUAUAAAUCAAAGAGGUAGCUUAUUUAAUCCCAAGGCUACAGCUUGAAAAGUUUGAAGAGCUUGAAAAGAUGAGAAUGGUCAUUGGUUAUCUGCACAGAUUCUGACAAGGACAUACAGUUUUCUUAAACAUCCCUUCAUCAUGUAAUACUUCGUGUUUAUUUUUUAUGGUGUUUCCAGGGGAAAAUAAUAUCUGUAUUUCAAAAAAUCCAGGUUGUACCCUUAAAUGUGCUUCAAGCUAUACCAGUGCAAUCUUGUAAUUAAAGCUGUUCCAUCCUUGAGGUGAAUUCAAGCAGAAGGUGCUAGUUUUCCUUAUUUUCUGUAGAGGCAAACCAGGACCAUAGUAAGCUACAGUGCUGUUCUCUUAUAGUCAAAAUGAGACACUUGCAGAAAUUGAAGUUUUAUUGAAAACCAUUUUUAAACAGCAAAGUUAAAAAUUCAAACGCUUUAUUUCAAAUAGAAACCAACAACACGUGAAGCAAAUAAGUGAUGGCAACACUGGCACUUAAACAUCUU
Molecule: messenger RNA, 2685 nt
Organism: Athene cunicularia (burrowing owl)
Lineage: Eukaryota; Metazoa; Chordata; Aves; Strigiformes; Strigidae
Gene: ANKDD1A
Product: ankyrin repeat and death domain containing 1A
Exons: 16
Coding region: 1-1572 (523 amino acids)
Biological process (GO): signal transduction
Molecular function (GO): protein binding
Source: RefSeq, a predicted model, not a curated record